ACAAACUCGCACAGAGUGAAAUUUAUCACUUUGUUUAAAUGGACACCUCUUGACAGACGCCUCUUUAGUCCGAGGAAAGCGGUGAGACUCGUUUAGUGGCCGUGAAUUGUGCUUAAAGCGCUGCAGAUGUGAAGUGGACGUUUUGUUUAGCUAGCAAGCUUAGCCACAAGAGAAAAGGGAGUAAAUGUCAUCUGAGCUCUGACCCCUGGAAACCUCCAGCCCAGAACCUAAUUUAUGUUUUGCGGUGAGGCCAUGAGCACUGCCAACAUCACCAGAGAUAUCCUGCACAGGCAGAUCAGGGACAAGAGAGCAUCAGGCUUCCAAAGGUUCUAUCAUGUGACUGACCCCUUCAUCAAGAGACUUGGACUGGAGGCAGAGCUUCAGGGCCAUACAGGCUGUGUGAACUGUUUGGAAUGGAAUGAACGAGGAGAUCUCCUGGCUUCAGGCUCUGAUGAUCAACAUGCCAUCAUCUGGGAUCCGUUCAGACACAAGAAGCUUACAACUAUGCACACAGGCCACGCAGCAAAUAUAUUCUCUGUAAAGUUCCUCCCUCACUCCGGGGACAGGAUUUUGGUAACAGGUGCAGCCGACACAAAGGUCCAUGUCCACGACCUGACGGUGAAAGAAACCAUCCAUAUGUUUUCUGAUCACACUAACAGAGUUAAACGCAUCGCUACAGCACCCAUGUGGCCAAACACCUUCUGGAGUGCUGCAGAAGAUGGCAUCAUCAGACAAUACGACCUGAGGGAGAGCAGUAAACACUCUGAGGUGCUGAUCGACCUGACGGAGUUCUGUGGUCAGCUGGUUGAGGCCAAAUGUCUGGCUGUGAACCCGCGCGACAACAACUACCUGGCUGUGGGAGCCAACGGGCCUUUUGUUCGCCUCUAUGACAUCAGGAUGAUUCACAACUACAGGAAAUCUAUGAGUCAGGGCACUUCAGCAGCUGUGCACACAUUCUGUGAUCGGCAGAAACCUAUUCCAGAUGGAGCUGGGCAGUAUUAUGUUGCAGGGCACUUGCCAGUAAAACUUCCAGACUACAAUAACCGCCUGAGGGUCCUGGUGGCCACCUAUGUUACCUUCAGUCCAGAUGGCACUGAGCUGCUUGUUAACAUGGGUGGGGAACAGGUGUAUCUGUUUGACUUGACUUUUAAACAGAGGCCAUAUACUUUCUUCCUUCAAAAAAAAUGCCCAUCAUCAACAGGAGACGUGCAGAAUGGAAAGACGACCAACGGCGUCUCCAACGGUAUUCACCUGCCAGCCAGCCACAUUUGCUUCGCUGGAAGCAAAAUGCACUCUAGUUCUACUGAUCUCCCUCCUCACUUGGAGAAGAUAAAGCAACAAGCUAAUGAUGCCUUCGCCCGGCAGCAGUGGACACAGGCCAUCCAGCUGUACAGUUUAGGUAUUCACCAGGCCAGCUGCAACGCCAUGCUGUACGGGAACCGGGCUGCAGCCUACAUGAAACGCAAGUGGGAUGGAGACCAUUAUGAUGCCCUCAGGGACUGUCUGAAGGCUCUGACUCUGAACCCCGGCCAUCUGAAAGCACAUUUCAGGCUGGCACGGUGUCUGUUUGAGUUGAAGUAUGUGGCUGAGGCUCUGGAGUGUCUGGAUGAUUUCAAAGGAAAGUUUCCAGAGCAGGCGCACAGCAGUGCCUGUGAUGCCUUAGAUAAAGACAUCAAGGCGGCGCUUUUCUCCAAGACAGAAUCAGCAGAAGACAAGAAGUCCAACAGCUCCAUUCGAUUCCACUCAUUCAGUCGGAAGGAGUCCAUUCCUGAAGACGAGCUGGUGUUGAGAGAGCGCAGCUUCGACUACAAGCACAGAUACUGUGGUCACUGCAACACCACCACAGAUAUCAAAGAGGCCAACUUCUUUGGAAGCAAAGGCCAGUACAUUGUCAGCGGCUCAGAUGAUGGCUCUUUCUUUAUCUGGGAAAAGGAGACGACUAAUCUGGUGAGGAUCCUGCAGGGAGACGAGUCCAUAGUCAACUGUCUGCAGCCUCAUCCCAGCUACUGCUUCCUCGCUACUAGUGGUAUCGACCCUGUGGUUCGAUUAUGGAACCCCAGACCAGAGUCUGACAACGAGAACGGACGCGUCGUGGAGGACAUGGAGGGAGCUGCUCAGGCAAAUCAGCGGCGUAUGAACGCUGACCCACUGGAAGUCAUGCUGCUUAACAUGGGCUAUCGCAUCACUGGCCUGCGUGGUGUCGGCCCGGAUGGUUCAGACGAUGAGGACAGCUCAGAGGGACAGGUGCAGUGCAGGCCAAGCUAAACAAACAGCCAUCCAUUCUGUAGAAUGGAUUUAGGAAGCAAAGCGCUCGCCCAGCUCCUGUUUGAAUUUUAAUUCCCCCUCCCUGUCUGACAGAACAUUGAGUGAAUGUCAUGUCACAUCUCUGCACUAUGCAUCGCCCUCCCCUGUCCUGCGAGGGGACCGGUGGAGACCACUUCGGGGAGAGGAAUUCAUGGAGGGUAGAGACGACGCCCUUCUCACCCCCUUCAAAGCACCAACAACACCUCAGCCUGUCCCUCCACCCCGCUGGGGGGGACACCUUUGAGGAGAGCACCUUCCACGUCACUCCCCCAGUUUCUCACGAAGAAGGAGGAGUUCAGCACUUAUCCUUCCUCAGGUUUAUGUUGGAGAGGGACACGACACGGACAAGGCUGCAGUCGGGCGACCUAUUUUCAGGUCGGCGUGGCCACAUGGUCGCGGUGUUCUCCGCCGAGGAUCAGAUCACAGAUCAGAAAACGGUGCUUUGUUGCAUCUCCUGUCUGCUCUACAGAUGGAGCAAAGUGUCACAGUGUCAUCUCAGAAAGGCUGCACACCCGAGUCAUCGAUUCUAAGUUCAAGUUUUGGUCGCAGGAAGCCUAGAAUUACCUGUCGACAGUGUUGCUCCGAUGAAGUGUGUUUAUAAGCUUUGUUUAGUUUACAACUGUCAGGAAAAACAAGGGGUUUCUUCUGCCAAAGUUUGCCAUCUACCAUUUCAACAGCCAAGGUUUAAGUCUAUGUCUAAGUCUAAGGAUUAAUGUUUGAGUUCUCUGUGUCAUUGAAACACAAUUUUGGCUCCUUUAAGUUAAGGUUUUAAUCUAAUAGAUUACUGACAGUUCAACAAGAGAUCAACCAAGAAAUAUUUGUAAAAGACAACACUUUCUAAUACUGUUUUUGUUUUUGUCCCGUCGAUUGCACAUGCCGUUUGAGAUGUCAGUGUCAAACUUGUUGGGUGUAAGUGGAGCACAGAUGCUAGUUUGUGGUAUAUGACAACUGGGCGCAAAGUGUUCGGUGACUGAUAGGGUCCUGCCUACUAGCUGCGUGGCUCUAGCUUUAGUCCUCUGCUGCAGUCAGGUGUUCAGUCCUGCUUGCAUGAGGCUUCUCUGACAAUAGUUGUGGGCAAAACAAAACAAACUCAGCCACAUCCCAUCCGCUGCUCAGAGAACAGCUCUUUGGGUCUUCUAAAUGUUAACGAAAGGUUCCUCAUGCAUCACUAGGCUUCCACACGUUUUACUUUAUUCCUGAAUUUGUUUUUCUUCGAGGAAUCGUGUAAUAACCUUUGUUGCAAACAAAACAAAGAAUAAAAUCAUUGAACACCU
This is a messenger RNA of Amphiprion ocellaris (clown anemonefish), 3578 nucleotides long. It is a transcript of the gene wdtc1, whose product is annotated as WD and tetratricopeptide repeats 1. Bases 235 to 2265 code for a protein of 676 amino acids. Gene Ontology annotation, molecular function: protein binding. The transcript has 16 exons. Gene Ontology annotation, cellular component: cytoplasm; Cul4-RING E3 ubiquitin ligase complex. The record is from RefSeq and is a predicted model, not a curated record. NCBI's taxonomy places the organism in Eukaryota, Metazoa, Chordata, Actinopteri, Pomacentridae. Gene Ontology annotation, biological process: negative regulation of fatty acid biosynthetic process.